AUGUCGAUGAGUAGCCAUCAUCAUCAACAAUAUGAUCACCAACCAACCGUCAUCACAAACAUCUCUCCCUCCUCUCCCAGAAGUGGUUCCUCUCAGCCGAGCUCUCCAACCAAUAAAGGAACUUGGCAUCAAUACUCACCCAAGUCCUCUUCCAUCUCACGACCUCCUACUGUUCCAACCCAAACAACCACCACCACAUCAACCACUCACCGAGGUUUACAAAUUUCCAUUCCGUCCAGUGUUCAUUAUUAUUCGAAUCGAAACAUUCAACACGCCCUAUGCUCUCCAACAUCCGAUCAUGUCAUUGGAGAAGAAAAUUUACAACUCUUUUCAUUGUACAGCCCUCACGCUUUGAAUAACUUCACUUUUUCAAAUAACCAAAGCCAAUAUACGGAAUGUCUAAAAAGUUGCUUAUCGAGCUUGCGAGUCAAAACUAUGAGCCUUUUGUUUUUGACGUUUGCUUCCAUCUUGAUUAUUUGCUUGAUUGGGUUAGGAAUCUCGUUUCAACUCUCAUUUACAGAGGUUGAGAACAAGGUGGCGAUUGAUACCUCUCGAAAAACAGCUCGAGCACUCGAAGAUGAUUUUAGAAUGUUGUUGGAAAAGGUCUAUGAUUAUGCUGCGUGGGAUGAAAGUUUUUACAUUGUGAAAGAUCACAACUUGAAAGGAGCUCAAGAAUUAAUGGAAGCCUAUUUCUUAGCUCCCUUCAUGGAGAGGGCAGCAAUUAAUUAUGCUGGAAUGUACUAUACGAAUGGAUCAUUACUGGCAGGAGUUGGUGCAUGGAAAUCUCGAUAUCUCAAAAACUUACCUCAGGAAUUGAAACAAUUAGAUGCUCAACUUGUACAAGGUGCAGAUGACCCUGAAACGCGUAAUAUUGCAUUUGUUGUGCCUGAGAUGAGUUUAUUCGAAUUAUUGCAAGAUGAAGAUCGUGUCGCAUACUUGAAUGAGAAGAAUCCAACAAAUACUUCGGACAUACUUUUAAUAGCAUUGGUACCAAUCCAACCUAACAAUAAUUCGUUUACUUGUGGCUUUUUCCUGUAUGCAAAAUAUUUAACAUUAAGUUAUGUUCAUGACAUGUCUCUUCGAACGCAAAUGUGUACAGGCUUUUUUGAUGCGCUUCAUGACAAUGAUGCAUUAAGGUCUCUCAUGCGCGAUUUUUCUGUAACCUCUGAGGAUGACUUGAAACAGUUUUUUAGGAAUGUGCAAGCUACAAAACUGCUAAAUUUCAAAAAUGAUUCGUGGACAAAGGAUAAACCUUUUCAAACCACAAAGAAAGGUCCAUACGAUGACAAUAGAUAUAGAGCAUGCCCAGAAAAUUCCCUUGACGGUUUACCAGCUCGAAUGGCCACUUAUCAAAUGUUUACUGACAUUAGUGGCGAACAUAGAAUUAUAGCUCGUACUGAUUUAUCACGAGAUAUGGCUCAAGUAGGAUGGAGUUCCUUUUUAUAUUCCUGUUUGGUAUUAGUCGGAAUUGUAUUGGGAUUAACAGUCACAGUGUUGAUGUUUGUAGAAUGUUGUAUCCUUCGAAGAGUCUUAAAAAUUGGAAAAACUGUACGAUUUAUCACUUCAUCCAAUGACAUUAAGCAACGUGUCCCUAGUGCUGGAAGGGACGAGUUAGGUACCCUUUGUCAAGAUAUAAACAAGAUGUUGAACGCAUUGGAAGAGUCACAAUCCAAAUUAGCAAAAGACAAUAAUAUCAUGCAAGCUUUAUUGGAGAAGACAGCACUCGAGGAGCAAAAAUCGAGAUGCGUCAUGAACUCUAUUCAUGAUUAUAUUGUGACAGUUGAGUGUGCAACGGGCAUAAUAAUUAAUAUGAACACUGCUUUUGAACAAAAAUUGAUGAAGAAAAAUUCAUCGGACAACAAUCGAAGAAGCUUUGCCGAUAAUCAAAUCAUUACUGACUACAUUACAGAGUUUGGGACUAUGGAUAUGAUACUGGAACAUCUAGAAACUCUUUCUCAGAGCAAUGACAACAGCCAAUAUGAAACUGUUGUGGUGAAUCCAUUUGGAGUCAAGCAUCCUGUGAGCGUCAAUGUAACCAAAGCUAAAAUGACACUACGAGAAGGAAUAAUUGGAGAGGCUUUUAUCAUUGUACUUCGAAACUUGAGCGAACAGAGAGAACUGAAAUCACAGCUUCACAAACAACAGGAAAAGCUUGAAGAAAUGAGAAAAGUUUCUGAAUUCAAUAAUGUCAUGAAAGAUGGCAUUCUUAGAUCCUUGUUAAAAGAAUUUGCAAGUGCUGAAAUGAGUUUGGAAAACAUUCAAUUUUUAGAAGAUGUGGAACUCUACAAAUCUUUAUCAAAAAUUAGAGACAGAUCUGCAUUGCAACAAGAAAUUAUCACCAAAUAUUUAGAAAAUGAGUCAAACACACCACUCAAUGUUUCAAAACACGUCAUUGAGAGCGAAUUCAAAAAAAUCAUCUCUGGUUUUGGUCAAUUAGAUUUAUUCGAUAGAUUAGAAAAUAUUAUUAAGCAAAUGGUCAUCAAUGAUACAUUUUCACGUUUUCUUGCUUCUCAAGAAUAUCGAGAUUACAUGAGCAAUCAAAUACUCAUGCAUGAAGAAUCUAGUUCAGAAGGGACAGAGACCAUCGAUAUGACACAUCCAGAGUGUUCUGACAACAACCUGAGAUGA
Molecule: messenger RNA, 2628 nt
Organism: Naegleria fowleri
Lineage: Eukaryota; Heterolobosea; Eutetramitea; Acrasida; Naegleriidae
Exons: 2
Coding region: 1-2628 (875 amino acids)
Biological process (GO): signal transduction
Cellular component (GO): membrane
Source: RefSeq, a predicted model, not a curated record